Molecule: messenger RNA, 1122 nt
Organism: Microdochium trichocladiopsis
Lineage: Eukaryota; Fungi; Ascomycota; Sordariomycetes; Xylariales; Microdochiaceae
Product: chaperonin 10-like protein
Exons: 3
Coding region: 1-1122 (373 amino acids)
Molecular function (GO): oxidoreductase activity, acting on NAD(P)H
Source: RefSeq, a predicted model, not a curated record
AUGACUUCAACAAGAACACACAAAGCCGUCGUUACUGUUGCUGCUCGUGCACCCCUCGAGUUGGCAACCUACCCCACGGUCGACCCUGGAGCAGGUGAGCUGCUCAUACGUGUCGAAUGGACGGCCGCCACGCCCCUUCAUCUCCACCAGGCCGAUGGCGGGCUUCUCAUCCAGCAUCCGGCCAUACUGGGCUCAACUAUGGUUGGUGUGGUAGUCCAGGUUGGCCCUGAGGAUAAGUCUUCGCAAGGAAACGUCAGUUUCGAGGUCGGAGACCGGGUCUUUGGCUUUUGCCCUCCAUUAUUCGGCGAGAAGGCACGUGCUUUUCAGGAGUACGCAACGGUGCCAUCGUGGUGCUUUGGCAAGGUCCCACGCGACACCAGCGCCCAGGAAGCCGCUACCCUGCCCGAGAAUUUCGUCACAGUCUUCAACACACUGUCAAAGGACCUCAACCUUGAUACACCCUGGCCAAAGCCUGAGAAUUACCGCCCUACGCACGCAGACACACCCAUCUUGAUCUGGGGUGCCGCGUCCUCAGUCGGCCAAUAUGCGCUUCAGAUCCUCAAAUUCUACGGGUACAAACGACUCAUUGUCACUGCCUCGGCUCAGCACCACGCCCAUCUCCAAGAGCUGGGUGCCUCCGCCUGCUUCGACUACCGCAGUCCGAGCGUGGUACAGGACCUCCUAAAGCACGUCACGGCAGCAGAUAAGAACAAGGAAGCAGCACCGGUGUACCCGCUCAUCAUUGACUGCAUCGGCUCGCAGGCGGGAUCACUCAGCCCGCUCUCCAGGAUCCCGCAGAGCGGAAGCAUAGUUGCGGUCAUGCUGCCGGUCAUCCUCAAACGUGCCACGGAGGACCAGGCACCGGAAUAUUCCAUGGACGUGGAGGCGAGCGCAAAAUGGGCGGAUGGGGUCGUUACUCGUGGCGUGAGGACGCAUUUCUUUGCUGAAAAUUAUCUGCAAAGGGAGGUCAUGCCGACCAUGUUGGCCCAAAGGAAUGUCGUACCGAACAGGUUCCGCGUUGUCGAGGGUGCGACCAUGCUCGAGAGGGCAAACAACGCAAUCAGAGAGCUUCGCCGGGGUGUGAGUGGAGAGAAACUCAUCUGGCGCGUCUCAGAUGAGUGA